GGUUGAAUUUUCUUUUGAUGAAUGAAUUAAGUGUAGAAUUACAGACAUAGAGCUGAAGCGGCUGAAAGAUGCUUUCAAGAGAACUUGUGGACUCUCCUAUUAUAUGACUCAACAGUGCUUCAUCAGGGAAGUCCUGGGUGAUGGGGUCCCUCCAAAGGUUGCUGAGGUUAUCUACUGUUCAUUUGGAGGAAUAUCCAAAGGGCUGCACUUCAAUAACCUGAUAGUUGGGUUAGUUCUACUUACCAGAGGCAGAGAGGAAGAGAAGGCCAAAUAUAUUUUCAGCCUCUUCUCUAAUGAAUCUGGGAGUUAUGUUGUCCGUGAAGAGAUGGAGAAGAUGCUGCAUGUGGUUGAUGGGAAAGUCCCAGAGUCACUCAAGAAAUGUUUCUCUGAGGGUGAAAAGGUGAACUAUGAGAAGUUCAGGGUUUGGCUGUUGCACAACAAAGAUGCUUUCACCUUCUCCCGCUGGCUGCUCUCUGGGGGGGUGUACGUGACCCUCACUGAUGACAGUGACACCCCAACCUUCUACCAGACCCUGGCUGGAGUCACCCACUUGGAAGAAUCUGACAUCAUCGACUUGGAGAAGAGAUAUUGGCUGCUAAAGGCUCAAUCAAGAACUGGACGUUUUGACCUAGAAACAUUUGCCCCCUUAGUUUCCCCUCCAAUUCAUCCAUCCCUGAGUGAAGGUUUGUUUAAUGCUUUUGAUGAAAACAGAGACAAUCACAUAGAUUUUAAAGAAAUUUCCUGUGGGCUCUCAGCAUGUUGCAGGGGACCCUUGGCAGAAAGACAGAAGUUUUGCUUCAAGGUGUUUGACGUGGACAGGGACGGAGUGUUGUCUCGCACCGAGCUCAAGGACAUGGUGGUUGCACUUCUGGAGGUCUGGAAAGAUAAUCGGACAGAUAAAAUACCUGAGCUGGACAUGGGUUUGUCUGAAAUCGUAGAAGAUAUUUUGCAUAUGCAUGAUAACACAAAGCUUGGCCACCUCACUCUGGAGGACUACCAGAUCUGGAGUGUGAAGAGUGCACUUGCCAAUGAAUUUUUAAAUCUACUUUUUCAGGUGUGUCAUAUAGUUUUGGGGCUGCGACCUGCCACUCCGGAGGAGGAAGGACAGAUAAUUAGAGGCUGGUUAGAAAGAGAAAGCAGGUAUGGGCUCCAGCCAGGGCACAACUGGUUUCUCAUUGCCAUGCCCUGGUGGCACCAGUGGAAAGAAUAUGUCAAAUAUGAUGCAAAUCCAGUUGUGAUAGAGCCUUCAUCUGUCUUGAGUGGAGGUAAGAAUUCCCUGGUAGCUGCUGCAGCCAAUGCUUCAGAACAGGGAGAAGACAAACUGGGAGGUCUUAAUGACUUCAGUGCAACAGAAGAAAAGUUUUCAGAUAAUAUUUCUACUGCCUCAGAAGCCUCAGAGUCUACUAGCAGCAAUACUGUGUACCCUGGCACUCCAGGCACCGAGGUGUGUUUUGCUAGGCAGCACAACACUUCAGACAAUAACAACCAGUGUUUCCUUGGCACCAAUGGCAAUGCUCUGCUGCAGCUUAACCCUCAGAAACCAGGAGCUAUCGAUAACCAGCCCCUGGUGACACAGGAGCCAGUGAAGGCUGCAUCACUGACAAUGGAGGGAGGAAGGUUAAAGAGAUCUCCACAGCUGGUUGAAGGAAAGGACUAUGUCAUGGUACCAGAACCAGUUUGGAGAGCACUUUACCACUGGUAUGGAGCAAACCUGUCCCUGCCCAGGCCGGUGAUCAAGAACAGCAAGACCAACGUGGCUGAGCUGGAGCUGUUCCCGCGGUACCUGCUGUUCCUGCGGCAGCAGCCGGCCACGCGCACACAGCAGUCCAACAUCUGGGUCAAUAUGGGCAAUGUCCCUUCUCCAAAUGCUCCUCUGAAAAGGGUGUUGGCUUACACUGGCUGCUUCAGUCGGAUGCAAACCAUCAAAGAGAUCCACGAGUACCUGUCCCAGAGGCUGCGGAUCAAGGAGGAAGACAUGCGCCUCUGGUUGUACAACAGUGAGAACUAUCUCACUUUGCUGGAUGAUGAAGAUCACAGACUGGAAUACCUUAAAAUCCAAGAUGAGCAGCAUUUAGUAAUAGAAGUUCGAAACAAAGACAUGAGCUGGCCAGAGGAGAUGUCUUUUAUAGCAAACAGCAGCAAAAUAGACAGACAUAAAGUUCCUACUGAAAAGGGUGCUACAGGAUUAAGCAACCUGGGUAACACUUGUUUCAUGAACUCCAGUAUCCAGUGUGUCAGUAACACGCAGCCUCUCACACGCUACUUCAUCUCAGGGAGGCAUCUCUAUGAGCUGAACAGGACAAAUCCAAUAGGAAUGAAAGGACACAUGGCCAAGUGCUAUGGGGAUUUGGUUCAGGAGCUGUGGAGUGGGACUCAGAAGAACAUAGCACCGUUAAAGCUGAGGUGGACAAUAGCAAAAUAUGCUCCAAGAUUUAAUGGCUUUCAACAGCAAGACUCCCAGGAGCUCCUGGCUUUCCUUCUGGAUGGUCUCCACGAGGAUUUGAACAGAGUUCAUGACAAGCCAUACGUGGAGCUGAAGGACAGCGACGGGCGCCCAGACUGGGAAGUAGCAGCAGAGGCCUGGGAAAACCAUCUGAGACGAAACAGAUCCAUAGUUGUAGAUUUAUUUCAUGGGCAGCUGAAGUCACAAGUGAAAUGUAAAACUUGUGGACAUAUUAGUGUUAGGUUUGACCCCUUUAAUUUUUUAUCCUUGCCUUUGCCAAUGGAUAGCUACAUGCACCUAGAAAUUACAGUAAUUAAAUUAGAUGGUACCACUCCUGUUCGAUAUGGCCUGAGAUUGAACAUGGAUGAGAAGUAUACAGGGUUGAAAAAACAGCUGAGUGAACUCUGUGGGCUCAAACCAGAGCAGAUUCUGCUUGCAGAAGUGCAUAGCUCCAAUAUCAAGAACUUCCCUCAAGACAACCAGAAGGUUCGGUUAUCCGUCAGUGGGUUCCUGUGUGCGUUUGAGAUCCCCAUCCCAGGAUCCCCUACAUCAGCAUCCAGCCCUGUGCAGACAGACAUCUCAACUGGGCCAUCAGCGAACGGAACUCCCAACAUCAUGAUGAACGGGGACCUUCCCAAGCCAACCCUGAUUCCAAAUGGAAUGCCAAACAUUGUAGUGCCAUGUGGGACUGAGAGGAACCAUUCCAGCUGGAUGCCCAACGGUCACGUGCCCUCGUUGUCUGAUAGUCCUUGUACAGGGUACAUCAUUGCAGUGCACAGGAAAAUGAUGCGGACGGAGCUGUACUUCCUCUCCUCUCAGAAGAACCGUCCCAGUCUCUUUGGGAUGCCACUGAUUGUCCCCUGCACAGUUCACACCCGGAAAAGAGACCUGUAUGAUGCUGUGUGGAUCCAGGUUUCCAGGCUGGCCAGUCCCCUCCCACCUCAGGAAGCCAGUAACCAUGCACAGGACUGUGAUGACAGCAUGGGCUAUCAGUACCCCUUCACCCUCAGGGUAGUUCAGAAGGAUGGAAACUCUUGUGCUUGGUGUCCAUGGUACAGGUUUUGCCGUGGUUGCAAGAUUGAGUGCACAGAGGACAGAGCCUGUGUGGGGAAUGCUUACAUCGCCGUCGACUGGGACCCCACGGCGCUUCACCUGCGCUACCAGACCUCGCAGGAGCGGAUUGUGGAAGAACAUGAGAGUGUUGAGCAGAGCCGCCGAGCUCAGGCAGAGCCCAUCAACCUGGACAGCUGUCUCAGAGCCUUCACCAGUGAGGAGGAGCUGGGAGAGGAUGAGAUGUACUACUGCUCCAAAUGCAAGACCCACUGUCUGGCCACCAAAAAACUGGAUCUUUGGAGACUUCCCCCUAUUUUGAUCAUUCACCUGAAGAGGUUUCAGUUUGUGAACGGUCGCUGGAUCAAAUCUCAGAAGAUUGUUAAAUUCCCCAGAGAAAGUUUUGACCCAAGUGCCUUUCUGGUACAAAGGGAUCCAAGUCACUUCCAAAGGAAGCAGCUCACACUCCAGGUGGACAGUGUUCCUGAGCCACGACCUCUCCAAGGGGAGCCCAGGAAAACAGAGGUGCAGAACUGUGGCACCCCAGGAGAAGGAGAUACACUCAACAGGAGUCCUUCCUCCCUCAACACUACUGUCUUGAACAAUGUCAAAGCAUCUCCAUCUUUGGGGAGGAAAAGUGGCACCAGCUGUCCCUCAAGUAAAAACAGCAGCCCAAACAGCAGCCCAAGGACUUUAGGCAGAGGCAAAGGGCGUCUGAGGCUGCCUCAGCUGGGGAAAAACAAACUGUCCAGCAGCAAAGAAAACCUGGAUGCCAACAAGGAGAAUGGUACUGAGCAGGAGCAGAGAUUGACCUCUGAUCAAGGGGAUGCCCUCACCAAGGGGCAGGGUUUGGGUGGCAGCCAGAGUGAGCUGUACAGCGCUCAGGACAGUGAGGUGACUCUGGCCAACGGGUACAUCUGUGAGCAGAACACAUACAGCAACGGCAGCAGCAACGGCCAGGGGGACAACCACAGUGAGGAUGACACUGCAGAUGACCAAAGAGAAGAUGUGUGUGUUAACCCUAUUUACAAUCUAUAUGCAAUUUCGUGCCAUUCAGGAAUUAUGGGAGGGGGUCAUUACGUCACUUAUGCCAAAAACCCGAACAACAAGUGGUACUGCUACAAUGACAGUAGCUGUAAGGAGCUGCACCCGGACGAGAUCGACACGGACUCUGCCUACAUUCUGUUCUACGAGCAGCAGGGGGUGGACUAUGCCCAGUUUCUGCCCAAGAUUGAUGGCAAGAAGAUGGCAGACACGAGCAGCAUGGACGAGGACUUCGAGUCCGACUACAAGAAGUACUGUGUCCUGCAGUGA
Acanthisitta chloris (rifleman) is the source of this 4807-nucleotide messenger RNA. RefSeq names its product ubiquitin specific peptidase 32 (gene USP32). The annotation marks the transcript as partial. Gene Ontology annotation, cellular component: Golgi apparatus. Gene Ontology annotation, biological process: protein deubiquitination. The transcript has 34 exons. Gene Ontology annotation, molecular function: cysteine-type deubiquitinase activity; calcium ion binding. Lineage: Eukaryota; Metazoa; Chordata; Aves; Passeriformes; Acanthisittidae. The record is from RefSeq and is a predicted model, not a curated record.